Musca domestica (house fly) is the source of this 8336-nucleotide messenger RNA. RefSeq names its product TNF receptor-associated factor family protein DDB_G0272098. NCBI's taxonomy places the organism in Eukaryota, Metazoa, Arthropoda, Insecta, Diptera, Muscidae. The record is from RefSeq and is a predicted model, not a curated record. The transcript has 6 exons. Bases 406 to 1608 code for a protein of 400 amino acids.
UGUAUUUAUUUAUUCCGUCGAAGAAGGUCCUAUUGUCGGAGGAAGUGAAAAGAAAAACAUAAAAUAAAAACGAAAAUUUACAACAAAACAAAACAUACACAAAUAAAAAAAAAAAGAAGACGAAACAAAUUUAACUUUUUUUCUCUGUCAAAUAUUAACAAGAAGACGUACAAAAGAGAGUGGAAAAGAGUAAAAUAAACCGGUCGUUGGCUUGAAAAUUAUUAGAGUCAACAAGCUGUCGCCCGCGUCAUACAUACCCCCUCGUAAUUCUCAAAAUAAAUCUCAGUUUGGAACUCUGUUUGCCGUUUAAUGAUUAACGGCAAUCUCGAAAUAAAAAUUUCUCCAUGUAUAAAGUUUUAUACCGGUUCGACAAUAAAACAGCGCAAAUAAUUGAACACAGUUGUGAUGGCAUCACGUAACAGUCGAACCUCUGGUAUGCGUCUCUUGUGGAUACCAGGCGGUCGCAAAGGUCAUCCGAAGGGACGUUUCGAUUCGACGAAUAAGAAAAUCUCCUAUUCGACGCGACAAAAAAAGAGCGAAGUUUGGUCAUUGGGUGGCAGUAAGGCGCAAAAUGAAUUGUUAACGGCAGAACCCGAUGUCUCAUUACUGGAUGGUCCUUCGACUUCUGGUAUUGCCAGCAUAGCUUGUGCCACAGCGGUUGGAAGUUCCGCAGCCGUUAUAGCAAAAAACUCCAAUAACUCUACAACAUUUCCGUCCAAUGAAGCAGCAGCAGCUGAGUGUUUAACGAAUGCAAGUGAUUCACACCAACAGCAGCAGCAGCACAAUCAAACAUCUCCCACAACCCCAAAUAGUACCGCCUCAACAGCUCAACUAAUCUCACCGCCAUUAUCGCCUUUAAUCCAAACGGAUUUGGAUCAAAUUGACUCAGAUACCGAAUCAUUUACAAUGCCGGCCAAAUCUCAUCAACCCAUACCGGUUAUAGUGACAACCACAACAACGGCUCAAAUAAUGGAUGUAAGUCCCAACAGGGAAAAUCGUUAUUCCAUUCUGGGCAAGGAUAUAACAACAAAUGAAUUUGAUAUUUAUACAUUGCCAUCGCCGCCCAAAGAUGCCAUCCACACAUCCAUAGAUAAUUUGAAUAGUUCGUCUGGUACGACAGCAUCGCAAAUAUCACCAUCAGAAUCUCCAAUACAUAAAGAGUCUAUUAUAACAACAGCAAUAACAAAUGAAUCUCACACGAAUCACCAUUCACAGCCACAAUUACAACAACAGCAGCAGGAGCAAAAUGGUUCUGUAAAUAGUACACCAGUUAAAAAGAAACAUCAUAAUCGAAAUCACAAUAAUAAUCAGGGUGAUGUUAAUUCCAUUGAAAGUAUAACCGAAGAUACGACAAGCGAGAAAAUUCCAAGCGGUGAUUUAGAUUGGGUCGAUUCAGCGUUACAGGCCCGUAACGAUCGUGAAAUCUUAACCAAAUCAAAAACAAAGAAAAAGAAGAAUAAACUCUCCAAAGGUAAAGGUCUCGACCAGUUGGAUGGUGUGCCGUCCGCCAACAAGGAGGAGAAUAAAAAUGAAACACCCGAAGAUGAUGAAAAGGUGGUCAAGUGUUUGUAUUAUACCCUGAUGUGUUGUGAUUGUUCGCUACAAUAGAUAAUAGGCAAAGAAACAAAACAAAAAGUAAUUGAAAAAUUAAAAUAACAAAAAUGCAUUUAUAUUUAAAACAGAAAAUCCAUUUUUUACAAAAACAAUAAAUAUGUUUUGAUUUUGAUAAUAAUUUUAUUUAUAUAUAAAAUAUAUAUAUAUGUAUACAUUUUUUUAUAAAGACUUGUAAUUUAAUAUCAUUGAAGAGACAAUUUAUAAUAAUAACAACUAUGAAAAAUGAAAUGACUGAAAAAAACUUUAUAAAAGCAUAUAAUACAAAUGAAAUUGAAAUCAAAACUAUUUAAGACAUUUGAAUAUACUUAACAAAAAAAAAAAAUAACAAUAUAUAAUACACAAGAUAUACAUAAUGUAAUUUGGUAAGAAGAAAAUGAGAUAUCAAGUAUUUUACAAUAUUCCACUAAUAAAACGAAACAUGCCAAUCAAAUUCUAUUUUUUUAUACACAGAAAUAUGCCAAUUUUUAUUAGAUUUUUUUUUUUGAAUACAAAACAAACACGGUGUAACAAUUGAGAAAUGUGUAAACAUUGACUUUGUAAAUGACCGAAUUCAAAAAUGUAAUGUAUUGGUAAAUUUUUUUAUACCAAUUUUAAUGCCCAUUUAAAUUAGGGUAUUUUUAACAAUUUAAAUCGGAGACUUAAAUCGGAGACUGUUCUUUGGAAAAUGUUAAUCCGCUAACCAACCGAUAUUUUCUUUUUUGAUAUCGAAAAUAAAUCCAAAACUUGCAGGUUCUUGAAGGAUCAAAAUAAUAUAUUAUGCUUAUUUGAUUUGAAUCAAAAAUUUGAAACCCAGACCUUUGUCACAAAAAUAUGAAAUGAUUGGGACCAAGUCCUUUUUAAUAAGGUCACACAAGACGUGAAGUUAGACCCUUAGUCUGCUCUUGUUGCAUGAAAAUGUUACUACGGUAACCAUCCAAUAUUUUUGAUAUCGAAAAUAAUUCCAAAUCUAACAGGUUCUCAAAAGAUCAACGUGAUAUCUUAUGCUUAUUUGAUCUGAAUCCAAAAUUUGAUACCCAGACCUUUGCCACAAAAAAAAUGAAAUGGUUGGGACCAAGUCCUUUUUAAUAAGGUCACACAAGACGUGAAUUUAGACUCUUAGUCUGCUCUUGUUGCAUGCAAAUGUUAUUACGAUAACCAUCUGAUGUUCCCUUUUAGAUAUUGAAAAUAAAUCCAAAACUAGCAGGUUCUUAAAAGAUCAACAUAAUAUUUAGACCCUUAGUCUGCUCUUGUUGCAUGAAAAUGUUACUACGAUAACUAUCCAAUAUUUUUGAUAUUGAAAAUAAUUCCAAAACUAAAAAACAAAACAUAUAUGAUCUAAAUCAACAAUUUGAAACCCAGACCUUUGCAACAAAAAAAUAUGAAAUUGCUGGGACAAAGUCCUUUUUAAUGAGGUCACACAGGAGGCCAAUUUGACCCUUAGUCUGUACUUUUUUGUAAAAAGUAUAUUGGCGAGGAAUCGCCCAAAAUAGACGGACGCGCUAUUUACUAUUUCACAAACUUUAAAUUUUCACGAUGUAAACCUGUAUUUUCGUCAAAAUUGAAGGUUUAUCAUGAAUUUUUAAUAAAAAAAAACAUGUUUUGACGGCAAAAGAAGAGAGUAGCUAGCCUUACCGUGUCACCUUGCAAGGAGACCUUGAUUGGGGCCAUAACAUCACUUUUCGCUCAUGAAAUACACUGCCCAAAUUACUAUCGCGGAACUCAAAUUGGGAUUAUUUGAAACAUGUCCAACGUUUGACUUGAAAAAACUGUCAUUGAAAGUUUUAACUAAAUAAUUAAAUGUUUAAACUGUCGAUUUGAGAUAAAAUAGGUUACGAGAAAAAUAACGCAUUUUCUCGAAGAAAUUAUAUUUUGUCUCUUUAUAUAACCUUUUCUAACUGGCAAUUCCAAAUCAGUUUUUCAUAUUUUAUAUAUUUUUUUUUCGUUUUAUACCCUUCUCCAUGCUGCAGUAAGGAGGUAGAACAGCUUCGUAAAACUACAGAAACACAGCCCUGAGGCUAUGCCCGCUUCCUGUCAAAUUUUUUUAAUUUUUUUUUUAAUUUUUCAAAACAAUAAAUACAUACACAAAUUUGGCAGAUGUCGGGCACACUAAGAAAGGUAUUGUUAUCAGCUGGUAGCUCUACCUUACCUUUUUGUUGUUGUCUUUGUGUAUUCGUUUGUAACAGGCAAAAGGAAACGAGAUAGACCCAUUGUUCCUGAUGAUCUGCAUAGAAUCACAUUCUGAGUCGAUUUAUGCAUGUCCGUCCGACCGUCUGUCAGUCCAUGUAUUUUUGUAAACCAAGUACAGGUCGCAUUUCUUGCCCGAUCCAGAUGAAAUUUUGCACAAGUCAUUUGUUUGGCCCAAAGAGAUAAUCGACCAAAAUUUCGCUAUAGCUCUCAUAUAUAUCUUUGUCCGCUUUACCUGUUAUUGGGCACCAAACAUGUAAUAUUAGACCAAAUGGGAUGGCAUUUUACAUAUACGACAAAAGAAAGUCUGGAAAUAAAUAUGACAAAUUUGAUCGAAAUCGGUUCAGAUAUAGCUACAGCUCCCAUAUAUAAUAUUCAUCCGUUGUUGAUAUUUUUUGUCCUCUGCAGUCGUAAUAUGCACUCUGUGACGAUAUUUGGGAAAAUAUAUCGAAUACAGCUCAGAAAUAUCUUUGGAAAAUUUUAUCGAGAUCGGCUCAGAUUUGGAUAUAGCUCACAUAUAUAUAUAUUUUCUUCCAAUUUACCUUUUAUUGUGCACCAAACAUGUAAUAUUAGUCCAAAUGGGAUGGAAUUUGGUACUUUCGAACAAAUUGAGCUUAGAAACAAGUGUGGAAAAUUUGGUGAAAAUCGGUUCAGAUAUAGCUAUAUCUCCUAUAUAUAUAUAUUGUUCAUCCAUUGCUGAUAUUUUUGUCCUCUGCAGCCGUAAUAUGCACUCUGUAACAACGAUAUUUGGGGAAAUAUAUCGAAUACAGCUCAGAAACAUCUUUGCAAAAUUUUAUCGAGAUCGGCUCAGAUUUGGAUAUAGCUCUCAUAUAUAUAUUUUCUUCCGAUUUACCUUUUAUUGUGCACCAAACGUGUAAUAUCAGCCCAAAUGGGAUGGAAUUUGGUAACUGCGACGAUAUUGAGCCUAGAAACAAGUGUGUCAAAUUUGGAGAAAAUCGGUUAAGAUAUAUGUAGCUAUAGCUCCCUUAUAUAUUGUUAAACCCGAUUGAUAUUUUUUUUUUUUUUUUGUUUGAAGCUCUGCUAAUGAAGAUCUGUUACAUGAAGCUCUACUAAAUAUGCAAAGGGUUGUUGGGUAUCAUAAAAUGGGCCCGCCCGACAUUUAGACUUUUUUUACUGUUUUUUUUUUUUUUUUUGAGUUAAAUUCAAAAUUUUAAAAACACAUUUGAACACGUCGUACAAAAUACAGGGCCUCAAUUCUCCUAUGAAAAAGUUAAAUAAAAAAUUAAGAAAAACAAAUGAAAAAAUCUUUAAAGAAUAUACUUUUUAUUUCAUGUUCUCAUCGAACAAGAAUACGCCACAUGGAACAAGAAUACGCCAAUUGUUAUUUGACUUUCUUCCAUUCAAUUUCGAAUCACAAUUUUGUCUUUCGGCAGCAAACUUGGUUGUCAGAUGAGCUUACUGUCCCGACCUUACAUACGACAUGGCCCCAAUUUUUGGAAAAUAUUAUUCAGUACUCUAUAAAAUUAAAAAUCUGAAAGUGUCAUUUUAAAAGUUAAAGCACAUUCUUUGUAGCACCGUGUGAAUUGAAUGAAACCCAUAAUUCCUAAAAAAACAAGAUAAAAUAUUUUCUAGUAUUAAAGAAAAGAAGAAAUAGUACACAAUUUAUGAAAUAUUUACAACAACAAUAAACAAUUAUUUUUAUACUUAUAAAACAAAAACAACAAUAACUACUUAAUAACUGAAUAAAUAAAGAACUAGCACAAACACAACUAAAAGAAACUGACCUUUUUACAAAUAGAGAGUUUAGGGGAAAUGAAAUAAAACACAGUUUUUAAAUCAAAAAUUAUUGAUAUAUUGAAAUGUAAAAUACAAUGAAAUAUAAUAAAAUAUAUGAAGUAUAUAAUAUAAUAAAAAAAUAUAAUGUAAUAAAAUAUAUUAUUAAAUUCCUAAAAUUAUAAAAAAAAUAUAUAAAAAAGUAUAUUAUUAUAUUUAUAUCCUUUUUUAUGUUACACAUUUAAUAAUCAGCCCUAUUACGGUUGUCGUCGUCGACGUCGCAAAAUGAAGUCGAGGUGACAAUAACGGCUUAGGAUUGUCGUUUUUUUGUCGAUGUCGAUGAAUGAUUGCUAUUACCAUUGUCGAUGCAAUAGUCGACGCGAAGUCGUUUUUAGUGAAUAUCUGUUGCCGUAAAAAAAUGAUGACGACAUUGUAUUUUUAAGUCGACGUCGACGAUAUUUUAACAAUUUUGAAUUUGACAUUUGACCAUGAAAAUAACAACAGCAAAACAACUUGGAAAUAUUGAAGACAUUUCCGACACUGGUCCACUAAGAUUCUAGCGCUGAAAACCUUAAUGCUGUAGCCAAUUGAAACAACUCUAGUUAAGUAAAAAGUCUUCGAUUUUUUCGAAAGAUUUUCCAGGUGUAGGUAUUUUUACCCUGAUUCCGGGAAACUAUUACUGUGAUCCCCCUGAUUUUUGACUUGAUAGUCCGGGUUUAAGACCCGGAUCCACUUUCGCCGAUAUAGGCAAUAUAUAACAACUCUAAUUUAGUAAAAACUCUUCGAUUUUUUCGAAAGAUUUUCCAGAGGUAGGUAUUUUUACCCUGAUAUCGGGGAACUAUUACUGUGAUUCCCCAGAUUUUUUUUAUUGAAAGUUCGGGUUCAAGACUCGCAUCCAAUUUCGCCGAUAUAGGCAAUAUAGGUAUCGUUUGAAAGUUAUCCAACAAGUGGUCACAUGAUGAUGACGAAGGCCAGCUACUUACAGCAACUGUUAAAUUUAGAAAAUUUUAGUUCGCGCAGCCAGUUGAACAUAGCCAGAAGAGAACAUCUCUGGACUCUGAAAAGGUAUUAGCAAAAUUGUACUAUUUUUGAAGUGUAAGAGUUCAGCUAUAAUUUGGCAUCUAUUUUUUUGGGCCCUUUUUCGACUUUUUUCGGGUUUUAUAAAAUAUCUGGGUCUAAAAAAUCGAUAAUUUGACCAUAACUUCCGAACGCCUUUAAAUAACCCCAUCAAGUGACCACUUUUUGGAUAGGUAUUUUCAUAAGCAAUACACUUACAUAUUGGGUAAGUGGAUCUGGGUCUUGAAACCGGACAUUCGGGUCAAAAAACAGAGGUCCCGGGUCCGUUCACCAAAAAAAAUUUAACCGAAUCAGGGUAAAAAUACCUUUCACUGGAAAAUAUAUCAAAAAAUUAAGAGUUUUUUCUAAACUAGAGUUAGAGUCUUGAACCCGGACUUUCGGAUCAAAAAUCUGGGGCCGCGGGUCCGUCCUCAAAAAAAAAAAUAGUUUCCCGGAAUCAGAGUAAAAUUAUCUGCCACUGGAAAAUAUUUAAAAAAUUGAAGAGUUUUUACUAGACUAAAGUUAAAGUCUUGAACCCGGACUUUCGGGUCAAAAAUUUGGGGUGCCGGGUCCGUCAUCCAAAAAAAAAUCAGGAUAAAAACACCUACCACUUGAAAAUAUUAAAAAAAAAUGAAGAGUUUUUACUAGACUAAAGUUAAAGUCUUGAACCCGGACUUUCGGGUCAAAAAUUUGGGGUGCCGGGUCCGUCAUCCAAAAAAAAAUCAGGAUAAAAACACCUACCACUUGAAAAUAUUAAAAAAAUGAAGAGUUUUUACUAGACUAAAGUUAAAGUCUUGAACCCGGACUUUCGGGUCAAAAAUUUGGGGUGCCGGGUCCGUCAUCCAAAAAAAAAAGAAAUCAGGAUAAAAACACCUACCACUUGAAAAUAUUAAAAAAAAUGAAGAGUUUUUACUAGACUAAAGUUAAAGUCUUGAACCCGGACUUUCGGGUCAAAAAUUUGGGGUGCCGGGUCCGUCAUCCAAAAAAAAAGAAAUCAGGAUAAAAACACCUACGACUUGAAAAUAUUUCAAAAAAAUUGAAGAGUUUUUACUAAACUAGAGUUAAGCCCUAAUUAAAAUAUGUACUUACUUGGAGUCAGGCAAUAAAAAUAUGUUUGUUUGCAGCCUUAAUUACCUGCAAUUUUUUUUCUUUUUUUGUCAACAACAAAGGUUUGUUGCUAAUUUUUUUUUUUAAGAGUCGAUGUCGCUUCUAUACCUUACCGUACUACCAUUUUUGAAACGAAACGACGGCGAUGGCGACUUACAUAUAAUGUCGACGACGACUAUAGAAACGACAACGGUAAUUGGGCCGAAUGUUUUGAAAUGAAUACUAUAUUUUAUUACAUUACAUAAAAAAAUAUAAAAACAUAAUAUAAUAAAACGCAUGAAUAUUAUAAUAUAAUAAACAUUUACUCUGGUAGUUUAUAAAUACAAUUUUCCAUUAAUAUUUGUAUAUGCAGAACGUUAUUUGAAAUCUUUUCAUCCUAAUUACAUAUAUAUAUUUACACAUACACACAUGAAAUAUCUAUCCAUCCUAAAUGAUCGAUUUUAUAAAUAUUAGUAUUGUUUUUCAUUCAAUAGAAAAACAAUUGAAAAUAAAUAGUUUUUAAGGAUAAUUUUUUUGUAUUUUAUAUUUUUUUAUAUAUAACUAUACAUAUAUACAUACUUAAUAUUAAAAUGGAAAAUCAAACAAACAACUAUGAAUGCAGCUAUAUAUUGAAAAAGGAAAGUAAUACAAUAAUAAUAAAAACGAAGAAGUAGUGAAAAGAA